AUGGAGGAGCGGGGAGCCUGCUGGCUGCCAGGAUGGAAACCUGGGGAGGAGAGUGGGCUUCCCGCUGCUGAAGCUGUCUCAUCCCUAACAAGCCGCUACUUUGUGCCUGGUUACGUUUCACUCUGUCACAUCUGUAACCGGACAGGGCACAGUGCCAAAAGCUGCUACUUCCAUAAACAGAAGAGUCCUGUCUGCGUCCUUUGUGGUAUCCGAGGCCACGUCCAGAAGAACUGUCCGGGCCGCCCAUGCUCCAGCUGUGGACUGCCCUCACAUGGCCCCGGUCCCUGCAGAGUGCCCCCCGUUUGGAGGCAGCACUGCCACCGCUGUCAGAUGACCGGCCACCUGUCGGAUGCUUGCCCUGAUAUAUGGAGACAGUAUCACAUGACUAUCAGGCUAGAAGUUCCACUUAAACCAAGAAGUGAUUGCUGCCUCAAACACAAGGGUCGCCGUGCUCAUUGCUACAACUGUUCUAAAAGGGGACAUUAUGGCUAUGAGUGCACAAGGAGGAGGAUGGUCAGCGGUACUUUUGCUGUGUUGCCUUAUGUAUCCCAGUAUGACACCCUGGAGGAUGUUCUUCAGUGUCACAGCAGCAUGCAGACAGGAGCCAUGGGUAACAGAAGAUAUAAAUUGGCAAGCGUUGGAUCCGUCCCUCCAUCAGACCAAGAGCACCUGUAUGAAAUAACAAGAGAGAGCGGUGAGGAGAAAGCGUCAAUCCAUGAGAGCGGCAGAACGAAACAGGAAGCAAGUAGCCGAGCUGACCGGAGGAAAACGUGGCCAGAGAGACGCCGAGAGAGGCGUGCGGUGAAGCAGCGGAGGAGGGAGGCCCAGGCCAUGCGGGAGGGAGGACGGCUGGGGAGGUCCUGCUGCAACUCUGAUGAGGAAAGUUGUCCAGAGGACCCCUUUAGAGAAGUAUUCCAUGGCCACAGGCGGUCCAUCCCACCACCAGAGAAGAAAAGGAGGGACAACACAACUGGAAGGAAGAGCAGGGAGGCAGAGCGGUGGAGGAAGAGAGGUGGGACAAAGCGUGGGGAGUUGCACGCUCAUGGUAACAUGGAUAUUGGCAGUGAAAACUUACUCUCUCCAAAACAAAGAGUACGUCACAGAAGGAGAUGA
Messenger RNA from Menidia menidia (Atlantic silverside), 1113 nucleotides. The record is from the annotation of a GenBank genome assembly. Lineage: Eukaryota; Metazoa; Chordata; Actinopteri; Atheriniformes; Atherinopsidae.